UCUACCCUGAGUCUCGUUACAGUAUCUACGAAAAAUGACUUCGGACAUAAUCGUGCAACUAUCUAUCCUCGUAUUAACACUUUGCAUAUUCUACGCCGUCAACAAAUUCUCCAAACAAAUGCAACUAUCUAUCCUCGUAUUAACACUUUGCAUAUUCUACGCCGUCAACAAAUUCUCCAAACAAACCCUUACAAACAUCCGUGUUAAAAACCGGUUCAAAGCCCAAGCCCACCGUCACUUCAUCCAAGGGGCCCACCUCUUAUCUCGAGCCCGAUCCACCGCCAACCGCACUACCUCACUCAACCUCGCUAAAGACGCCGUGAAUCUCGCUGACCAAGCCCUUUCGCUCGAGCCAAGAGAUGGCGCCACGUUGAUCCUCAAAGGCCUGGCCCUGGAUCUGAUGGGCCACAAGUCGGCGGCACUUAAGUGCGUUGACCAGGCGUUGACUUUCCCGGCGGUGAAGGCCUUGUCGGAGAAGGAGAGAGGGGAUGCGUUGUUUACGAGGGCCGAGUUGAGGAUGGCGGUGAAUCGGCGGCGGCGAGUUGACUCGGCGGUGGCUGAUUUGUUGGAGGCCGUGAGGUUGAGUGAGGAUAAUGGGAAGGCCUUUUGUUUGUUGGGCCAGUGUUUUGUGAUUAAAGGGAUGAGAAAUGAGGCUAAGAAUGCGUUUGAAAGGGCUUUGAGGAUUGAGCCUGAUUUAGUGGAGGCCCGUCAAGGGCUAUUAGACUUGGAUUCGGGUGCUUAAUUAGAAAUUGUAUUGGGCUGGAUUAUAUGUAUUGUAAAAUGGGGCGCAUUUGACGAUGCCGAAGUUUGAUAUAUUAGGGUUGAAAUUUUAAAGCGUAAA
Messenger RNA from Daucus carota subsp. sativus, 841 nucleotides. RefSeq lists its product as uncharacterized. The coding region runs from base 35 to 742 and encodes 235 amino acids. The record is from RefSeq and is a predicted model, not a curated record. The transcript has a single exon. Lineage: Eukaryota; Viridiplantae; Streptophyta; Magnoliopsida; Apiales; Apiaceae. Gene Ontology annotation, molecular function: protein binding.